Messenger RNA from Eucalyptus grandis, 1337 nucleotides. Its product is annotated as PLASMODESMATA CALLOSE-BINDING PROTEIN 3. The transcript has 4 exons. The record is from RefSeq and is a predicted model, not a curated record. Lineage: Eukaryota; Viridiplantae; Streptophyta; Magnoliopsida; Myrtales; Myrtaceae. The coding region runs from base 194 to 799 and encodes 201 amino acids.
CCUGAAAUGAGAUGCGGACGCCACCCACCAUCGCCACUCACCGUCAGUCCCGUAUUCGUGUCUAGAACUCUCUCCCUCUCCCUCUCCCUCUCUCAAGCACACACACACAAGACUCAAAGCACCGCCAUCUUCAUAUAACGAAAUCUCAUCCAGGGUUCUGUCAGUCUGUUAGUUGCCAGUCCAGCAACCCGAAAUGGCUUUCUUAGCGUUCUUGAUGCUUAUCUUGGCCACGGCCGGCUGUUCAAGUGCAACAUACUGCAUCUGCAAAGACGGGUUGGGCGAUUCUGCUUUGCAAAAGGCCCUGGACUACGCCUGUGGAGCUGGAGCGGAUUGCAGUGCGAUUAUCCAAAACGGGGCUUGUUACAACCCAAACACUGUCAAGGACCAUUGCAACUAUGCUGUGAACAGCUACUUCCAGAAGAAAGGCGAAACCACCGGUAGCUGCGACUUCUCCGGGACCGCCACCACCUCAGCCACUAUUCCCACCCAAUCUUCUGGGUGCGUGUAUCCUGCAAGUGCCAGUUCUGCGAGCACCACUCCUUCAACCAACGGCACACCGACCGCCACUCCUUCAACCAGCACCACACCGACAACUUCCGCCACCCCAACCACCUCCACCACGCCGACCACCACCACCACCCCGAGCUCCACCCCGGUGUUCAACAGCGGCGCGGGGCUUGGUCCUACUAGCAUCACUACUGGCCCCAGUGGUGCCGCCAUGUCCAUCCAAAGAGCAAGCACGGCCCUUGCUUUUACCGCCACCUUCUGGUUUUCACUCUGGUUGGCGUUGUGGGCCUGAAGGUCCACCGAAGAUGGACCAAAAAAGGGGAGAGGAGGGAGGUGAUGUACAUCCUUUGGGGUCUGAUCUGUGGAGGAGAUUCGCCAGGGCUGCGCCAUCAGAAUGGCAUCAUCUUGUGGUGUUUGGGGAAUCAUAUCAUCAAAGAGAUAGACCCCACUAGGGUUUUCCUGUCGUUUUCCUCCCUCCCUGUGUGAUAAAAAGAACAAAAAAAAAAAAAAAAAGGUUGGGAAUUUGAUUCCUUGUUUUUCUUAUGAGUGGUGACGUGACCACCAGUGGGGCAGGAGGAGAGAUGGAUCUUUUUCUUUUUAGCUAGAGAUUUAUUAUUACUGUAUAUUUAGGGAGUUAGUAGUAUUUUUUGUAUGUAAUAAUGUAUAACUGGUGGUGCUGCUGCUGUGCUCCUUUUCUUAUGUCUUGAUAAGUUACUCGUUUUUCUGACGAAGUGACGGCUUACCUAAACUUGUCUGAUGAUGGGUUGAGGAAAGAGAACUUUUCUCUGAUAUUUAAAGAAAUGGGAAAGUGAGGUAGGAAUUGAUAAUAA